UCGUGUAGUAAAAGCAAAGCCAGAGGGCACGCGCUCCCUUGGGUUAUCAACCGUGAACAAGAAAUCCUUGGAAUCCAUUUUUCUAUAAUUUCAUCUCGGACCCUCGGGUUUCGAAUAUUUCAAGAUGAGGAAAAGCGUAAUUUUGAUCCUUCUAAUGUUGAUCGCAAUUUGUGCCGCUAAAUUGUCCAAGAGCAACAAACACAAGGACGAGAAAAGCAAAACAACUAAGGUAAUCGACACUAAAAAACACAAGGACGAACUGAAAAAACACAAGGCUAAGAACGAGCAAAAAGACAGCAGCAAGAAACAUCUAAAGGAUGCCAAGAAAAAACAAGACUUGAAGAAAAAAGAUAAAAAACCAAAGAUUUCGGAGGAUAAGGCCACUAAUAAGACAGCAACUAACAAGACGGAAACUGUAGAAAAGAAAGAAAACAGCACCAAAGCAAUCCUCUCGCAAAACCCACCUGCCGAUUGCCAGAACAUCAUAGACGAUUAUUCCAAAGGAAAACUUCUAAUGUACGAGUACAAAAUCCAGAUCAACCGCUGUAUGAAAAAAGCUAAGGGUGAUGCAGACGGCACAGCUGACGCUGACACAAAAUCAGCGCUGUUGCGCCCGGACAGUGAACCGACAGAAGACACAGACCAAGCUGUCAAUGUUAGACCUUACAGCACCGAGGAACAAAAACAGGACUUUGACCAAGACUUUGACACAGGUCAUAGCGAUUUUAGCGCGCAUGAUAACGAUAACGACGAUGAUUACAAAGAUGAUGAUGAUAGUAGUGACGAUUACGACGAACCGGAAGAAAAUGCAGCUAAAAAGAUGCAAGUCCCUGCAGCUGCUCGUUACCAAGCUCCUGUGCUGCCAGCACAGAACUACAAUAUGCCAGCCCAACAGCCAGAAAUUCCGGGGCAACAAGCCGCCUUUUACUACCCCAAUACGGCUCAGACCCCAUAUAACGGAGCACCGGUUCAGAACCCUGUCCUCGACCAGACUCAAGCAGCUUUCGCUCCAAAUCCUAUGAACCAGUACCCAGCCAAUCCUGCUCCUUUCCAGGCAGGAGAUCCAAAUAUGGGCAUGAAUGCUGUGGCUAAAAACACCAUACCAGACAACACACAGACACAGCAGCCCCCAGCAUCUCAAGCAAAUGCUGUGUUCGAUCAAUGGCGGGCCAGCAGUUUUGGUGCAGCAGCUGCAACCAAGGACGAAAUUCCUAGUGCACCGGUGGCUCCCAGCAAUGACCAAUUCGCCGAGUUUAUGAAGCUGCAAGCUUCCACUGGCAACGCAGCAGAGGCAUCACCUGUAAGCCAACAAGCGGCUAUGCCAGCGGCCAUGCAACAAAGAAGUGACGUUCCACAGCAGCCAAGCUUGUUUCCCGCGCAGCCGCAGUUGCCCAACACUGUCCCUAGCCCAAGCCAAGCCUUUUACAUGCAACCCGAAGAGCGUGGUGAUUUCCCUGAAAACCCAUGAAAGAAAAAUUAAACAGUUUUGAUAUGAUUACUUGUAAGGGUAAUAGCAUAAUGUAACUCACUAUGUGGAGCUCAGAAGGGCGAAAACCGUUCCUCAUUUGGAGAGAAUUGAGCACAAAUUCAUGAAAGGAGGUUCACUUAAGAUGAGGCUAUUUUCAUGCAGUGACCCACCUGGAACCUUUAACCUCUUGCUCAUGAUAUCAAGCAAAUGUUAGUGAGCAGAAUGAGGCGGAUAACAACAACGAAAUAAAGGUCUCCUCUUUUUAACA
This is a messenger RNA of Stylophora pistillata, 1736 nucleotides long. RefSeq lists its product as uncharacterized. Lineage: Eukaryota; Metazoa; Cnidaria; Anthozoa; Scleractinia; Pocilloporidae. The record is from RefSeq and is a predicted model, not a curated record.